UUUUUUAGAUUUAUUAUUUAUUUCAAUAUAAUGAAUAUUUUUAUGUUGAGUAAAAUUUUAUUAUUUAUUACAAUAAUAAAGUCAAUUAAAUGUGAGUUAUGUGAAUUAAAUAAUAAAGAAGGAUAUAAACUUCAAUUUGGUAAAGAUAAAAAUGAAACAAUUAAUUUUACCCUUUCAUUAAAUGUAAGACGAAAUGUAAAUAUUUGGUAUGCAAUUGGAUUCGGAAGAUCAAUGAUGGGUGGUCUUGAUAUUAUUAUGAUACGUAUUUUUAAUGGAAAUGUUUAUGUUACUGAUGAAUUUGUAAAUGGUUAUACAAAUCCAACUCCAGAUUUUCAACAAGAUGUUACUCUUCAUAAUUAUAAUUAUGUUGAUGGUAAUUAUAUUAUUCAUUUUUCAAGACCAGUAAAACCAAUUGAUACAAAAAAUAAUAUACCAUUAAGAGAUUGUUUUAGAUGGAAUUUUGUAAUGAAUCCAGGAACUGUCUAUGACUUUAGAGGAUCUAUCUCUAAACAUCCAGGAAAACCACUUGGUACUCUUGUUUGUCUAAGCCAAUGCUUAAUAUAA
This is a messenger RNA of Strongyloides ratti, 564 nucleotides long. RefSeq names its product DOMON domain-containing protein. The annotation marks the transcript as partial. The transcript is spliced from 3 exons. Lineage: Eukaryota; Metazoa; Nematoda; Chromadorea; Rhabditida; Strongyloididae. The record is from RefSeq and is a predicted model, not a curated record.